AGGUCCCAGAGGCACUCAGAUGGACUGUUUACCAGUGAAUACAGCAAGAUGAGAGGAAACGCUCAGGUUCAGAAAUUCAUUCAAAAUCUCAUGGGCCACAAGCGCAGCUGUUUUUCAGGAACAGCAUAACAGACUGCAACUAGAAGAGAGAAACCAUAAGUCAUGGGCUGGAGAACAAAACCUGUUACAGAAGAGAAUGUGGACCAUGAAGAAAAGGUCUGGCUAAAAUAAAUAAGAUAUAGUUGGUAUAGUAGCAUCAUUAUGACUUUUUCCAGGAAAUGAUCUAACCAAAACACACCCUCUCCCUGGCACAUUGGAAACAUAAAUUUGCCUGCUUCCUCCUCACUGGGAGAGGCUGAAGUAUACAGACAGCUUCCCAAAUGUCAGCCCUUAUCCUCCUUCAUGUUUAUCUCAGGGGGCUUGCCUCUGAAUUCUGAAAUGCUUCAAAUCUAUCCUUGUUGCUACAGAGAGUUUAGGAUAGGAAAGACCCAGGAACAAAGCAGAAACAGGAAUUUAUGCGUCAUCAUGUUCCAUGACCAGUAAAUAUCUUUCAAUAAGUCAUCCAAUGAGGCAAAGAGGCAAAGGUUGAACUGCAGUAAUCCACUCCAGCCAGCCAAUGGUUUUGGCCUUUAUGAAGCAGUGAAUGCAGAAGAUGGUGCUGGGAGAAACAGGGAGAGAAGACCAGCUUAAUCAGAAGCAUUUUUUUUUCAACAACUGGCAGCUCACCAUGGCUGUUUCUCACUGGCUCCUCACUGCUAUGCUCUUUCUGCUGCUCUUUGUAACACAUGUUUCAGCACAGCAACAAGGUAAGCUCUUGCAGGAGGUCCGUGACCACAGAAGAAUAACCCCCCGGGCGGCAGCAGCUUGCACCAUAGUAAGUGGGAGAUUUUUACCUUCUUACUCCAAGACAGCUUUGUUCAACAACCUUCUCUCCAAGGGUAACCAGAGGGGUCUCAGGUCUCACUCAACUCUGUCAGAAUGUGAAUCCCUGGGCAAUUUUGUGUCUAAUUUGUGUGUUUUUCCAGGGUGUUCUGUGAGUAAUAGAAACCCAAGCAUUUAUGAAAAUAACCCUCUUGGCUACGUGGUGACCACUAUCCGUGUGGAACCAGGCUUCACUGUAAUGAUUGAUCCUUCUUCCCCCGACCACAGUUUUUUCACUAUAAAGGGGUCUGAGCUACAGCUGAGCCGAAGUGUGGACUAUGAGAAAGACACCUUGCUGAUGGUGGACCUGAUUUGUAAGAACACUGCUGGGCAGAGUGAUUAUUUGCAGAUUUUAGUGACCAUUCUCAACGUGAACGAUAACAGCCCAGUGUUUAAGCAAAUGAAUCUCACCAAAGUUGUCCCUGAGGAUACAAAAGUGAAUGCAACCAUUGUAGCCCGUGAAGAUUUAAGUGCUAGUGAUGCUGACCUGGACAUCAUCUUUUAUGAACUUACAACAAAAUUGCCGGGCACAGAUGGUUAUUUUGCCAUAAAAGGAGUUAACAACCCAGAAAUUUAUUUACAAAAAUCAUUGGACUAUGAGAAAUUUAAAUCGACAAUGUUGGUUUUGUAUGCAAGGGACAGGCCUGUGGGCAGCCCUGACACCACCAACACAGCUACCACAACAAUAAAUGUAUUUAUUGAGCAAGCUGACACCAAACCACCAUGGUUCCUACCUUGUACCUUCAUUAACACAGAAAAGAGCAUUUGCAUCAGCAGACCCUAUACUGGGCGGAUCAAUAUCUUCGAGAUGGCGAUGGAACCACUCAUCCUGGAGCCAGGGCCUAUCUAUGCUAUUGAUCCUGACUACACUUUAAAUGAAAAAAUCGUGUACAGCAUUGUUGGUGGGGAUACAGACAAAGUAUUCUCAGUGGAUGCAAACACAGGGAAUCUAACUAUGAACAAAGUAGCAACUGCCCCAGACUCAUACAUACUGCAAGUCAUGGCCACCCAGGUCAACAACAUACAGAAAUACUCUGUAGUCAGUGUAGAAAUUAAGGUCAUCAAUAAAAGUUAUUAUCCACCGUACUUUGCGAGCAGUAUCUACCACGGGACAGUAUUUGUUGGUCUGGCCCCAAGAAGCUUUGUCUUCCAAGCUGGUGAUCCUUCAAGGCCCCUGAUGAUAACAGCAGCGGAUGAUGAUUUCCCUGACAAAUUCAACCCAAACAUUGAGUACUACAUAAAAAACAGCACCGAUUUCAUCAUAACAAAAGACGGACUCAUCCUGACAAACAUGAUGCUGCAGUCACCGGGAACUGUAACCAUUGAGGCUGUUGGAAAAGAUGUGGUGAGCCUGCAGGAGGCGAGCACUGUAAUCAUGGUAGAGGUCAUCCUUGCCACAGUUGUAACCUCCUCUGAUAAGAUACACACUGCUCAGGAUAUGAGUCUCUUAGGUGGUACACUAGCAGCACUGCUAUUAAUUGCCUUAGUCUUCCUUGGAGUGAUGAUACAUAAACGGUAUGGAAAAGCAGUCACAUACCUGGUAAGGAAAAAGUUCUCCAAGGAAAUCUCUGGGGAUUACCAGAACAAAUCUUACCAGCAAGAUGAACACCCAGAUGUAAGCAACAAAGCUCCAGCUUUGCACCAGCAUGAGGUGUCAGAAAAUGGCAGAGUCCAGCUGAUGACACAUGUGCUAGAGCAGCCAGCACUUUCCUUGCCCUCUUCCAAUGCAAAAAAAAUUGAUAGCCUCCCAAAGUCUUCUCUAGCUUCCACCACCAUCUUUGACCAGGAAGAGAAAGAGGAAGAAGUGGAAGAAGAGACUCAGCAUGAGAAAGAAGUGAAGUCUAUCCUCAAGACAGACAGGCAUGUGGCAGAUGAUGGCUACAAAGCUGUGUGGUUUAAGACUGAUGUGGAUCCAGAUGCUGGAGAGAGGGUGCAAGUGAUUGAGGACAAUGCAGCAGAUGGUGAUGAUGACAGUGACCAAGAUUUGCAGAAGAAUGAAGAGGAGGAGGAAGAAGAUUAUGACAAGGACGAUCACCACAGAGGAAUGGGACUGUCCUUUGCCUCAGAGAGCUCAUCACUCCCAGAUGCAGAAGUGAUAGUCAACAUGUCUCUCACAGAUACAAUGACACAAGAUGACACUGAUGGAUAAUGGAAACUGGCCUGUACUCCCCCGCCCCAAAAAAUGGGGGAAUCUCAGCUGCCUUGCUGAUGUGAAGCCCAUCUUUCUGCUCAGUAGGGGAAACCGGAAUGCAGGAGGACAAGGCUGCCUGUCCUGCUUGCCUGAAUGCAGUGAUUAAAGCUGGAAGAGAUUACAGCUAAUUCAAUCUUUUAGAGACCCUAAAAUAUCACUUAGGAUUUUGGCGGGGGACACACACAUCUCAUCUCUCCACCUUCCUGCCUGUUCCCCCUGGGGCCCCUUAGAUCACAUUUUGCAAACUGGCUGCAGGUACAGCAGAGAUGUAGCUAAAAUGACUUUGAAGCAGUUCGCAAUAGCGGUUCAGUUACACAGCCCAGUGUUCCUCUCAUCUUGGUGGGUAAAUAAGCCAGCACGGACUGCUUGGCUGCCAGUGUUUUAGGGUGUUACACUUUGAUGCUGGAUGUAGGGUGUAAGCCAGUGCAAGUCACCCUGACCCUGUGACUGUAUCCAGGAGCUCACUUCAGGGCUUGGCUCUGCUCUUCACUGUGCCAGGCUCUGUGCUCCCAGCACAAGCAGCUGGCAUGUCCCACCAUGGUCCUUGUCCUGUCAGCAGCCAGGAGUUUACAUGCUCAGAAGCUGCUGUUUCUUCCAUCACUGGUUAGCAAGGACUGAUCACAUGUUCUUUACUGAAGGACUUUGUCAUCAAUUUUUCUAUGUCAUAAAACCAUUAAUUGUGCAGUACUUUAGCUGUCUGUCUCCUAUCCGUCAAGGAAAAGAAGAGCUCCUGCCAGGACCUGCCAAUAAAAUGCUGGAGUAUUUCUAGCUCUCUGGGCAGCGAUGGGUAUCAUUCCAGAGGUGCUGGAUGUGGGGUCAGCGCAUUGUUUCCCCUUGUUUCCCCUGCCCAACAGGGCUCAAGGUGCCACUUCUAUUGCUGCUGCUGAAGGUGGAGGUCAGCAUUGCCUCCAGGUGCCAGAUGUCACCUCCAUUUCUCUGCUUCUCUGUCAUCUCGGAUGCCAGCCCCUUUGCAUACCACCUUUCUCCAUCCAUGGGGAGCCCAGCAGGCUAUUUUGCUGGUAAAAUACCAUUCUUCAAGUUUCACCUACAGCCGAGAUGCAGCCUGAGAGCAGAGGUGGUUCAUUGAGAGCAACUCAGCUCUGCUGUGCUCAGCUUACGAGUCCAGGCUUGAGCUAGAAAGCCUGCUGAUCUCUGGGUUGACUUCAUGCAGUGACAGCAGCAUAGUGUGCUGGACACCUCCUCCCUCAAUUCUCCCUCAUCUUUCAGCUUUAUUGUCUUCCGUUAUGGUCCUGCCAUAAAGCCCAAAUUCAGCAAAGUGAGCAUAGCAUUUUAAGGUAGUAUGAGGAGUAAAGUGUUUAAUGCUUUUGUCUAGAUUUACAUAUCCCAUCAACUAAUCUCUUUCCCCAGCUGGCACCCAAAAGCUGGGCUGAUUUCCACUGGCUAAGAAUAUGUUUGUACGCAUUCACAUCUUCUGAUCUAUCAGCACAAAAUUAAGCCCCUUAUCUCAUUUUGGGACUAGCUACAGAGCAGACAUGGGCUGUUGAGCGUUUUACUUCCAGUAAAAAGCUCAGGAGUGUCUAAGACAGGGAUGCAGCAGCAGAACCUUGGGUCACUAAUGUUUAUCUGACAUUCCCAUCUUAGCACAACAGCACAGGAUUGCAACAAGAUAAGUCUCAUGGUACAGAAGCAAAACCAAUAAAUAAUAAUCCUGCCUUUUCCUUGCAAGCCAAUCUCCACAUUGCUGCCAUUACUCCAGGCAAACUCUUGAGAGAAGGAAACCAAUGUAUGCCUGCUGGGAUCCACAUGUACACCACAGCACAAAUGAUUCCAAGGAUGCUUUUAUCCUCUUGGUCCAUACUUCAUCUCUGUACAUGUCCCUGUCCCAGUGUUGCUGGUGCUAAGUUCUGCUCUCCUUUCUCCAAGGAGUGCUGCUUUUGCUGUGUGGACUUCAGGAUCUGCACUUUUGCUGAAAGUGGAGACUGAGAUGUGGAAAGCUUUCUUUCUUACUGCAGUAAAGUUAUUUGCCAAGAAAUUACAAGCGUGGUUUGUCUGGAAAGAGAGGAUGGGGAGUGUGCCAUCUGCUUGUCACGUAAGCAUGACUCCUCCAGUAACUUAGGUUUAUCUCCAGCAAACAUUUCCCAUAGGAUUGUGAGAACUCUCCAGUAGCUGCUAAUUGCUAGCCCAACACCUUCAGCCACCAGCAAGGGUGAACGUAGAGCCCAGCCUUCCCUCUGUG
This is a messenger RNA of Falco peregrinus (peregrine falcon), 5309 nucleotides long. It is a transcript of the gene CDHR5, whose product is annotated as cadherin related family member 5. Bases 644 to 3070 code for a protein of 808 amino acids. Lineage: Eukaryota; Metazoa; Chordata; Aves; Falconiformes; Falconidae. Gene Ontology annotation, cellular component: catenin complex; membrane; adherens junction. The transcript is spliced from 14 exons. The record is from RefSeq and is a predicted model, not a curated record. Gene Ontology annotation, molecular function: cadherin binding; calcium ion binding. Gene Ontology annotation, biological process: multicellular organism development; homophilic cell-cell adhesion; cell morphogenesis.